GUGUGUCGAUGUAAUUUCUUUUAUUUCCCUCUAGAUAAAAACAGUUUUUUUUAGUUGGAAAUGCCCCGCGUAUCCUCCGGAUUUCGUAACUAUCUUCCUUAAAUCUUGUUCUGAAUCUCGAUGCUGAUAGCUGCUGAAACGUUUAACAUCCGUUCGUAUAAUGACUAAUGCGUUAAUUGUUUAGUAGCAAUCUUUUAUCUCUAUAAUUUGUGGAGGAGUUACUAUGUAUAAUUUUUGUUCUAGUUAAAAUGAGGUUUGAUUUUGACAAGAGAAAAAUUUCAUAUCAUAGAUGAAACAUCACAUUUUGAUUUUUAUCAUCUAAAAUUCAGAACAAGAUUGUUAUUUUCAAAAUGGAGCUAUAUUUUUAUGUUAUUGCAUUUACACUAUCGGUGAGAACUUACGGAAAUCCACUUCUUACUAUUUCCAAUUCUUCAAUGGAACAAACUCAGCCAAUUUUCAGUUACGAAAAUACUGCCACGUCUAAUUUUGAUUCUAAGUAUGCACAUCCUUCUUCACCCAAUUUAGAUUCUGAUCGCACAAAUUCUUCUGUAUCCGAUUCAGAUUCAAAGGAGGCAAUAAUUUUUACAUCUAAUUUAGUUUCCAAUUCCGCAAAUACUUCGACAUCUAAGACAUCUGCCAAGUAUAUUGCACCUGCAUCUAAUCUAGAUUCCCAAAAGCAUUGUGCUAGAGUGAUUCUUGACAUUAGAAACGUCGAAUUCUUGGCAAACGGCAACAUGUUCAUUCCUUCUUACAAUACUACUAUCCAUCCUUCCAAAAUGCAUAUCAUUCAAAAUGAUAGAAGGAUAUGUUUUUAUCCCACUGAACAAUUGAAGAAGGAACUUUUUAAACAUUGUGGGACAUUCGAAUACAAUGCUGAUGAGUUUAAACAUCUUCCGAAUGGUUCUGUCAUUCUUUUUGACGUUUUACUCGAAGAUGAAAUAUAUGAGGUCAACAAAGCGGGAAAACUAGUUCUGUGUUCCAUGGAUUAUUCUGAUAUAGAUGAAGACGAGUUCAACAAUCUUUUACCUAAACCUAUGGAUGAUACCAACAAAGCUGCUAUGUACAUAGGCAAUAUCGGAAGUGCUAUUUCGAUACUUGCAUUGCUGAUACAUGUUGUAACUUUUUGCCUGGUGCCAUCUUUAAGAAACUUACCUGGAUAUAAUCUGGCCUCUCUAGGUGUUGCUUUCUUAAUGGCAUAUUCUUUUACCUUAAUAGGACAAAUACCACAAGUGCUUGGAAAGUCUUGCAUCUUGGCUGCAAUAUUGCAGCAAUAUUUCUUUCUUGUAGCCUUCUUUUGGAUGAAUGUCAUGGCUUUUGAUGUGUGGAAGACACUAAGAAUGGCAACUGAGAGGUUAAUGGUUAGUACUCAAAGUGCACGACGUCGCCAGUUUCUUUGGUAUUCCUCUUACGCCUGGUUGGUGCCCUUGUGCAUCGUCUCAGUAUGUGUUGGCUUGGACAACUCUAAAAAUGUAUCAGAAACGAUCAAACCGUUAUAUGGAAAGAACGGUUUGUGCUGGUUCACGAACGAUGUCGCCAAAGGAAUCUUUUUUUCACUUCCCGCAUUUGUUCUAUUUUUGAGCAAUGCUGUCUUCUUUGUUUUGAGUGCUUUUAUACUAAAAAAUAAUACAAUGAAACAAAAUGUGGAAAGCGACCAACGCCAAACGGCACAACUGAACCUUGUAUUGUACAUACGAUUGGCUGUAAUGAUGGGUAUUACAUGGCUCAUUGGCGCAAUUGGCAUUAUUUUUUCAUAUAGUGAAGCUGAAUGGCUGCGAGUAGCAAAGCUGGACACCGUUGUAUGGUUUCUGUUCGAUAUACUCAAUUCAUUGCAAGGUCUUUUUGUAUUUUUGCUUUUCACGUGCUCCAAAAAAGUGUUCAAGCAUAUUCAAGACCGAAUGAGCAUGAGCACUCUGAAGACUGAAAUUGAGAAAUAUAUGUUAGGUGAUUCAACUAAAUGCAUACAGGAUUCAACUAAGUUCGAAUCAAAAUAACUACUAAAUUUAUAAAAAAUAUAGUUAUCAUAUAAUUGACAAGUUUAGAGGAAAUAUUUUACGAUCAUUAAAUUUGAAAAACUAAUUAUACAAAUAACAAACUAAAAGUUAUAGUUAGCAAUAAUGAUUACAAUCAUAUUCUAAUAUAGAGAGUGCACAUAAAAUAACGUGAGAUGUUAAGACAUCUGUAACAAGUAAAAUACUGGGUUGAAAUUUGCAACAGAGUAUGUGUUUGGUGGUAAAAAAAUGGUGCUAAAAAUCACGGAUCAGAGGAAAAUGGGCACUUUAAGCAUUAAUAUACAACUAUAACAGCAUGAGAAUACCGCUACUACAGUUAUAAAUAAUACUGAAUGUGACGUUUUAUUAACAUAUUAUUAUUGUUUCAUUUGAUAAAGAUGUCAAUAGUAUUCAUAUUACACAGAUCAACGAUGACAAAUUUUCUUUUAUUGGUGACUUUGUUCCUAAAUUAUUAUUUAAAGACCAGCGGCAUAUUCUGAUGAGCUUAUAUGCCAUUUCUUUGUAAUUUUGACACUUAAAUAUUACUUUCGUCAUUGCGGAGGAUGCCGGAAGUGUUGCUCAUUUAAUGCUGACCAGUGGGCAUUCGUGAACCUGAGUCCCGGCGGCAAGCAAUAUUAACCACGCCACACUACCACAGAUACCCGUUAAUAGGGUGGGCUACACCCACACAUUGCGCAAUAGAGGAUAAACACAGUGAGUCACAUCCAUGCCCAGAACGAGACUCGAACCCGUGACUGUUAGCUUUCAAGUCAGGCCCCUUGACCAGUAAUUCUGAACAGUAUUCGUUGCUACAGUGCUUAAAACCCAUCUCGUAUAUUUAUGAGCAACAUGAUCAAAAAAAUAUGCAAAUAAAUAAAACAAAAAGCAAACAUUAAAUAGUUAACGUAAAAACAAACUAUAAAUAUUUUGUAAAGCUAUGGUUAGGAUUUGCUAUAGUGGGCUAAUUUACUGCGCAAAUAUAACUUAAUUCAGAGAAAGCUUGAGAAAUGAUUUUUAAUGUUAAUUUUAAAUAUUGAAAUUGAUUCUAACUUCACAAUAUGCUGAUUUAUAUUUUAUUGAAAUCCUACAAUGAAUUGUAUAUUUGAAUUGUAAAUAAUUUGUAAAUUGGUUGUAUAUAAUAUUAAAGAAUAUGUAAAUAAAUAUUAAUCGAAACAAUACUAUGGAAUGCUACUUAUUCAUAAUUAUUAAAUAACAAACUGGUUUUAGAAAUACACUGAAACUGAUAAACAUUUAUUAACUUUAACUAAAUUUGUUUUCGUAUCACUUUGUGAAAGGAAAUUAUUAUUGGAGUUAAAAUGUAAACUUUUUAUGACUAGCCACAGUGCUAACAUUUCAGCUGGAGCUCUUCGCUUUUUAUCCAAGAUCACAAUUUAUCGCCGGUGAAAAUUUGACAACUUUAUUAAAAACAAUAUUAAAGCGAACAAUUUUCGAAAACAGUUUUUAAAAACUAUGUUUUUAAAGAGGAUACAAAUUUUGAAAAUGGUUAUUUUAUUACAACUAUGUCGGAAAAUAUUGAUUUUUGUUUUAGGUGUGGGAUUGUUUACUAUGAAUAAGGAAAAUAAAAUUGUAAUCACCUUUUCACUUCUAAAUUAUUUUAAAAAAUUGUACUAAAAAAUUUAACCUAACACUAUUUGGUAAAAUUGGAAAAUUUUGAGACAGGCUAAGGCCAAUUGUGUCUUUUUUAAUAGCGACCACUUUUGGAAUU
Molecule: messenger RNA, 3714 nt
Organism: Parasteatoda tepidariorum (common house spider)
Lineage: Eukaryota; Metazoa; Arthropoda; Arachnida; Araneae; Theridiidae
Product: putative G protein-coupled receptor Mth-like 10
Biological process (GO): G protein-coupled receptor signaling pathway; cell surface receptor signaling pathway
Cellular component (GO): membrane
Molecular function (GO): G protein-coupled receptor activity
Source: RefSeq, a predicted model, not a curated record